CAACAACACCACUAGUGUUGUAAAGCAAGCACGUUUGGACGUACAUUACGCUUCUGCAUACAUGAUGACUUAUUGUACCAGAUUACGUUACACCUUCGUGGAGCUUCUAGCUAACUUCGGUGGCAUCAUGGGCCUUUUUAUGGGCGCUUCACUUAUAAGUUGUGUUGAGCUUGUCUACUACUUCACCGUUGGACUUUAUACGCAUUUACGUGAGGGUGGCUACAUACCUGAUGGAUGCUUGUACUCUCGUGAAAGCACUGAUAAAAAGGCGUAUUUGCGAAGGAAGAACAGACCAAGACAAGGAAAGAGAUUUUUAAAAAGCCUCAAACCAGCACCGAUCACGCCUUAUUUUAGGCAUUGAAAUUUACGAACGAAGUUGAUGAAAAUACAAAUAAAAUUACAUAUGUAUACGAUAUAUACUUAGUACAUAAGUAUUUUACUACUAAGAAGUCUUACACAUAUCUAG
Molecule: messenger RNA, 466 nt
Organism: Rhagoletis pomonella (apple maggot)
Lineage: Eukaryota; Metazoa; Arthropoda; Insecta; Diptera; Tephritidae
Product: pickpocket protein 19-like
Biological process (GO): sodium ion transport
Cellular component (GO): membrane
Molecular function (GO): sodium channel activity
Source: RefSeq, a predicted model, not a curated record